Parastagonospora nodorum SN15 is the source of this 987-nucleotide messenger RNA. RefSeq lists its product as hypothetical. NCBI's taxonomy places the organism in Eukaryota, Fungi, Ascomycota, Dothideomycetes, Pleosporales, Phaeosphaeriaceae. Gene Ontology annotation, cellular component: peroxisomal membrane. The record is from RefSeq and is a predicted model, not a curated record. The coding region runs from base 1 to 987 and encodes 328 amino acids. Gene Ontology annotation, molecular function: coenzyme A transmembrane transporter activity; ATP transmembrane transporter activity; FMN transmembrane transporter activity. The transcript has 4 exons.
AUGUCGCAAGCCCAGGAAAAGGCGCAACAAAAGCUCGCCGAGUCAGUAUCCUCGGUUCCGCAGAGCACCGCAGCCCAGCAAAGCGACAAUGUUGCGCACGCGCUGGCUGGUGCUGGAGGAGGACUGCUGUCCAUGGCCCUGACCUACCCCCUCAUCACGCUCUCCACACGCGCGCAAGUCGAAUCGAAGCGCGCGCAGUCAUCCACCCUCAACGCGGCGCGCCGCAUCAUAAAGCGCGAGGGCGUGACCGGGCUAUACGCGGGGCUGGACUCGGCGCUCUUCGGCAUCAGCGUCACCAACUUCGUAUACUACUACUGGUACGAAUGGACCCGCGCGUGGUUCGAAAAAGCCGCGCUCAAAGCCGGCCGCGCGUCGAUGAAGCUCACCACCGUCGAGUCGAUGCUCGCAGGCGCGCUUGCCGGCAGCGCGACGGUGCUGAUAACAAACCCCAUCUGGGUCGUCAACACGCGCAUGACCACGCGCAAGAACGAUUCCGAGGAGCAGGUUCUGCCUGGAGCGAAGCCGGUUAAGGCGCCGUCUACGCUUGGCACCCUCCUUGCGCUCAUCCGCGAUGAGGGUCCAACUCGCCUGUUCUCGGGCGUCAUGCCGGCGCUGGUGCUGGUUAUCAAUCCAAUUCUGCAGUACACGUUUUUCGAGCAGAUGAAGCAGUUUUUGGAGAAGAAGAGGCGGGUCACGCCGAAAGAUGCGUUUUACCUCGGUGCGAUGGGCAAGUUGCUUGCGACGAGCAUCACAUAUCCAUACAUCACCGUCAAGUCGAGGAUGCAUGUUGCUGGCCGCGAUGGACCGAGGGAGGAUAUGUUGACUACUUUCCGGAGGAUUAUUCGUGAGGAGGGAUAUACCGGACUUUACGGAGGUAUUGGACCAAAGGUCACCCAGAGCGUCAUCACUGCCGCUUUCUUGUUCGCGUUUAAGGACGUCUUGUACUCGUACACCGUCGCCGCACGCAAGAAGAUCGCCGCCAGGUAG